GAUGGCGGCCUAUCCGGAGAGCUGCGUGGACGCUACGGUGCUGGACUUCGUCACAGACCUGUCCCUGGCCUCCCCGAGACGCCCUCUCCUCUGCGACUUCGCACCCGGGGUCUCCCUGGGGGACCCAGCCCUUGCGCUCCGAGAGGGAAGACCCAGGAGGAUGGCGCGGUUUGAAGAGGGGGAACCAGAAGAAGAGGAGUGCGAAGUGGACCAGGGGGACGGAGAAGAGGAGGAGGAAGAGGAGCGCGGAAGAGGUGUCUCCCUAUUAGGCCGCCCCAAGAGGAAAAGGGUGAUCACCUACGCCCAGCGCCAGGCCGCCAACAUCCGCGAAAGGAAGCGGAUGUUCAACCUCAACGAGGCCUUUGACCAGCUGCGGAGGAAAGUGCCCACGUUUGCUUACGAGAAAAGGCUGUCCCGAAUCGAGACCCUCCGCCUGGCCAUCGUCUACAUCUCCUUCAUGACCGAGCUCUUGGAGAGCUGUGAGAAGAAGGAAAGCGGCUGAGCCUGGUGUGGAGAGUCUGCCCUUCCUCGUCUGCUGUAGGGAGGAAAGUUAGCUUUCACUCUAAUGGCUUCUAGAGACUACCAGGGGAGACAAAAAGUCCAAAGAGGAGAUGCCUUCUGACGCCUUGCAAAACGCCUGCCAUGCAGAUGAGGUUGAAGCGGGUCCAUGCUGAGAGGCUGCCUCUAGUUUGGAUCUGUGCCAUUCCAGGAUUCUUCCUUCUAGGUGACGUGCUAGUACCAGAACUGGGGUCUUUCAGAAGGGAGUGGGUAACUGAGGAGAGGAACCCGGCUGAAUAAUGCCCACCUAAACAUAAAUUCAGUAAUCCUAAAGGAUAAUCCCCAGUGAUUAUUCCAACACUUUAUUUCGCCCCUCAUUACACACAGGAAUAGGCAGGCGCCUGUGCGAACACACAAUUCUCUUAAUCACGCUUUCAGAAAUAGAAUUCAUUUCAUUAAUAAGUAACAUAUACUCAUCCUAGAAAUUCUGGAAAACAAAAUUUCAAAAAAGAAAAAAUUCGAAUCAUUCCACAUUACCAUACUAUUAGCAUUUUCUUCUAUUUCUUUCCAGUCUUUUUUUCCCUGUGCAGUUAUAAAUUCAAUAUAUUUAACUAAUUCGAGAUACGUUGGGACACUGAUAUUUUUCCACUUGGCAUUAUAGAAGGUGCAAUGUUUUCCCUUAACUUUAAAUAUUAUUCAAAUGUGAUUUUGAUUACCAUAUCUUAUUGUCGUAUCCAUGUAUCACAACACCAGCCCUUUACAGAUAGAUAGCUAUUUCCUUUUAAAAAAUAAAUGAUGCUGCUAAGAGCAUUCUUGUAAAUGUCUUCUCUGUCUAUUAUUAUUUCAUAAUAUUUGAUACCUAGAAGUGAAAUUUCUGGAUUCAAGUUUGUGGAUAUAAAUGGCCAGAUUCCCUUCUCGGUGGGUUCUGCCAGUUCACUCUCCCACCCUCUAGCAUUGCAGGGAUUUGCCUGUUUCCCAGCCCCUUCAUUAGUACUUCAAAUAUUUAAAACUUUUCUUAGUUUUCCUUUUCAUAGGACCUGGAUUAGCUCUGAAAUGAGCCCCCACUCCCAAGAUGUUUUUUUACUUUUACUGUGUCUUUCCACCAAGAAUUUUUCCAACUCUACCAUAAGAACAUCAGGAUAAACAGGUAAAUGAGAAAAAUACAUAAACAGCUAACACCAGACAACAACAAAGCCCCAUAGAGUGUUGUUUUUUCUUAUUCUUCCACCAA
This is a messenger RNA of Symphalangus syndactylus (siamang), 1729 nucleotides long. It is a transcript of the gene FERD3L, whose product is annotated as Fer3 like bHLH transcription factor. Gene Ontology annotation, molecular function: RNA polymerase II transcription regulatory region sequence-specific DNA binding; DNA-binding transcription factor activity, RNA polymerase II-specific; protein dimerization activity. The record is from RefSeq and is a predicted model, not a curated record. Gene Ontology annotation, biological process: regulation of transcription by RNA polymerase II; developmental process. NCBI's taxonomy places the organism in Eukaryota, Metazoa, Chordata, Mammalia, Primates, Hylobatidae.